This is a messenger RNA of Monodelphis domestica (gray short-tailed opossum), 585 nucleotides long. It is a transcript of the gene MINAR2, whose product is annotated as membrane integral NOTCH2 associated receptor 2. The record is from RefSeq and is a predicted model, not a curated record. NCBI's taxonomy places the organism in Eukaryota, Metazoa, Chordata, Mammalia, Didelphimorphia, Didelphidae.
AUGGAUCUUUCCGUUCUGCCAAAUAAUAACCACCCUGAAAAAUUCCUGCAACUUGAAGUACAAUCUUUCCUAAAGAACUCUGCCCUUCCUCAAGCAGAUCUCCCAAGACCAGCAGGUGCUCAUUACCCAGCCAUGCAGCACUGGCAUAACCUAGUUUACUCGCAGAGAGAAAAGAGAAAUGUUGCUGAGCAGCUUCAUGGCAAACUGAGUGUGAAAGAUUCAAUGUUUAUUGAUAGCAUUUUUGGUGACCACAUUACCUCCUUUACUUUGAAACGGAAGAAUAAUCUUUUGUAUGGGGAUAUAAGGAUAGAGGAAGCCAUGGAAGAAAGAAAACAGAGACCUUCUUGGACCAUUCAAGAUUAUGAUAAACAUUCUCUGCAGACUGAUCUUUCUGGCUAUCUGAAGGAAAACCCUAAUGAUCUACGGUUUUGGUUGGGGGACACAUACACACCUGGAUACGAUACCUUAUUGAAAAAGAAAGAGCAACAACAGAAGCAAUCUAAAUUCUGCAGAAUAAGCCUGAUUGUGUUAGUUUCUGUCUGUAUUUUGGUUUCUAUAAUUACUGUCUGUAAUUUCCUUACCUAA